AUUUCACUCGUUUCAUAAUACCGCCGGGGGAACACACCGCAUGUUUGCUCCGCAAGAAUAGCGCACGGAGAGUGUGACUGGGAAAAGUUAACUCCGGAUUUAUGUGGAGCGCGGGGAAAUUGAUCUCAACGAUCUCGAAGGGUUAGCAUGAUUGGGGAGAACUAAUGUCAUAGUACGGGGCGCGGGGAGCGUAGGUUGGUAAAGAAGCUAUCUAUGGAAUGAAGUUAUUUCUGAUUCGUGCGCAUACAUUUUGUUAAAACUCAAGCCUUUUCCAUUGGUGCUUACAUGGAUCAAAGUUGAUGCUUCCCGUAAAGAAGCUAUCGAGACAAUCCACACUGCAUGGGCAGUUACCCCAUGCAGUGUGGAUUUUACCACCAAUAAGCAUAUAGUCGAACGUGCACAGAAGGACAAAAUAUAAUGGACCGAACCCCCAUCGUAUUUUCUAUUUACUUUUUUCUGUCUUCAUUCCUUUUGUGUGACAACGCUCAAUUGGUAUCGUCAAACAGCCAUCUUCUAUACGUGGUGUUAAAAAUCCACUGUACCGUCUUCGCACUCAGCUGAAGCUGCCGAGCUUGUUUCAUCCUCAACUCCAGUCACGAUAGUUCGAAAAGACCAAAAAAACGUGGUGAGAACCUACAAAAUGGAGUCGACGGGGACAAAUAUGCGCGACGAGAAGGUCGAUCUUGAUGACCUCAAGGAGCAUGAAAUUGGUCAUACCGAGGAGGUAGCCAGCAAGGAGCUCAUAUCCAAUGCUAUGGAUGUUGAGAAUCGUGAGCAUGAGAUGGGCAUGUGGGAGGCAGCUAAACAGCACCCAACGGCUUGCUUUUGGGCAUUCCUAUUUUGUUUCACUAUCGUGAGUCCUUGAUAAUCAUUACGGCAUCUGGCAGAACUUUAGCUAAUGCACAUCAGGUCAUGGAAUCAUUUGAUAUGUUUCUGAAUGGUAACUUUGUUGCACUCACGGCUUUUCAAAAUCGAUACGGUAUUCUUGAUGCAGAUGGAACACGCUCUAUCGAAACGAAAUGGCAAAGUGCACUCUUUCAAGCCGGCCAAUGUGGUGCCUUUGUUGGUGUUUUCUUGGCCGGUCCUGUUACCAACCGUCUCGGAUAUCGUUGGACUACCGUUCUGGGUUUGGUCUUGAUGAAUGCUACAAUCUUCAUCUCUUUCUUCGUAAGUCAUGUGUGUCACUAUAUUGUUGCGCCCAUUAGCUGACUGUAUUGGUACCUUAGGCCGAUUCGCUCGCUGUUCUUACCAUUGGACAAGCAUUUGAAGGUGUUCCUUGGGGAUUUUUUAUCGCAAACGCCCCAGCAUACGCCAGUGAAGUCGUUCCUCUUUCCCUUCGAGGUGCAUGCACGGCUACUCUACAAAUGUCUUGGUCUAUUGGUAACAUCAUUGUAGCUGGUGCCACCUAUGCAUACAAUAAGAAGGAUAACGAGUGGGCUUGGAGAGCACCUCUUGCCUUGCAAUGGAUGUUCCCCGUAAGUCUUUUCCUCUCACAAAUUGAAUGUUUAAAAGCUUACUCGUCUAGACUCCCAUCCUGGUCCUUAUCCUUUUCGCUCCUGAAUCACCUUGGUGGUUGAUGCGCCACGGACGCAAAGAAGAAGCCCUUCGAUCUGUCAAACGUCUGGGUCGCAACACUCAGGAGCACUGUGAAGGACAAAUUGCUAUGAUGGAGCGCACUGUUGAAAUAGAAAAGAAACUAGGAGGUGAUCCCACUAUCUUUGACCUUUUCAAGGGUACCGAUUUGAGACGUACCAUUAUCACUUGCUUGAUUUACGCGUCGCAAAACUUCACUGGAAAUUUGAUUGCCAAUCAGGCUACUUUCUUUUUCGAGCGUAAGUGUUUUUACUUCACAAUUGGAAAUACGGUCAACUAACUCUCCAUUUAGAAGCUGGAAUUUCCUCUGACUUUUCCUUCAAACUUAACCUUAUCAACUCAUGUCUUCAAUUUGUUGCCAAUGCUCUUUCUUGGCCACUCAGUGCAAGAUUUGGUCGUCGAACCAUCUACCUUGGGGGAACAAUCAUCAACCUCAUUUUGCUUAUACUUCUUGGGAUUUGUGCAUCCAUCAAACAAACCCACGGCACGAAUUAUGCUCAGGCAUGCUUAGGAAUCGUUAUCUCUUUCGUAUUUGCUGGAACUCUCGGACCAAUUUCCUACACUAUCAUUGCCGAGACUUCAUCGGUUCGACUUCGAGCUUUGAGCACUGGUGUUGGUCGUGCUGCUUACUAUGUUGCCGAAAUUCCUAUGAUUUAUCUUGCUUCAAGAAUGCUCAACUCAACAGGAUGGAAUCUUGCAGGAAAGUGCGGUUUUGUAUGGGGUGGUACCUCGGUCGUCUGUUUCGUGAUGGCCUACUUCUUCCUUCCCGAGCUCAAGCACCGAUCUUACCGUGAAACAGAUAUUCUGUUCAAUCGUAAGAUUUCUGCUAGGAAGUUCCAGUCGACAGUCAUUGACGUUGCAGAGAAUGAGUAAGACUUGGGUUGGGAUUCAUUAUCAAAUUUGGAAUUAGCAUGAAAGAAACUGUGCUUCCAAAGCCUUAGAAUUAUCAUGUAUUAAUACUUAGAAUAAAGAAUAGACUAUAGAGAAUAGAAUAGACUAUAAAGAAUAUAAUGUUCGCUUUUAUG
This is a messenger RNA of Sclerotinia trifoliorum, 2618 nucleotides long. Lineage: Eukaryota; Fungi; Ascomycota; Leotiomycetes; Helotiales; Sclerotiniaceae. The record is from the annotation of a GenBank genome assembly.